CGUUGAGCACGACCAUUCCUUCCACCCAUGCCCACCUACACUCGCUCAGAAUGGUUCCUCCCUUCCCUUCCGGGGUGGGGCCGGCGGGCGGCAGAGAAGUCACUUCCGCUCUUGCGCACUGAGACCCGGGCCGGGCGGCAAAUAAACAGGACUCGGGGGGUAGCGGCUGCCUCCCUGAGGGGAGGCAGGGGCGCGUUGCUCGCGAGGCGGCGGAGCUGCGAGGGGGAGGCGCGUUCCCCGGGCCCGCUGAGGCGGCGCCGCGCCCGCCGUGUACGAUGAGCGGCGGCUCGGACGGGAACGAGGAGUUCUACCAGCAGCUGCGGCUCCAGCAGCUGUACGAGGCCCGCCGCAGCGGCGAGGGCGAGCCCGACCCCUUCACCUACGUGGACCCGGCGGAUGGGACGGCUUACGAGUGGGACCGAGACAAGAAGGCCUGGUUCCCUAAGGUGACUGAAGACUUCCUGGCAACAUAUCAUGCUAACUAUGGCUUCCCUACAGAUAGUUUAGACAGUUCCUCUGCUUCAAAGACUGAAAGUAAGCCAGCUGUGGAUUCUAGGACAGCAGGAGCACAGCAGUCGGCAAAUAAAAAAGCACCCCAACAAACAGAUUCUAAACAAAAAGGAGAAAAAAGAAAACUCGACGCAGGAUGGUUUCAUGUUGAAGAAGACAAAAACACAAAUGUGUAUGUGACGGGUUUGCCUCCAGAUAUUACAAAGGAUGAGUUUAUACAGGUUAUGUCAAAGUGUGGUAUCAUUAUGCGAGAUCCUCAGACAGAAGAACAUAAAAUUAAACUUUAUAAAGACAAGCAAGGAAAUCUUAAAGGAGAUGGCCUCUGUUGUUAUCUCAAGCGAGAAUCAGUUGAGCUUGCAUUAAGACUUCUGGAUGAGGAUGAGAUUAGAGGCUACAAAUUGCAUGUUGAAGUAGCAAAGUUUCAACUAAAGGGGGAGUAUGAUGCAAGCAAAAAGAAGAAGAAAUGCAAAGACUACAAGAAGAGGCUGUCUCAACAACAAAAACAAUUGGAUUGGAGGCCUGAGAAGAAAGAUGCCACAGCUCGAAAGCGACAUGAGCGUGUUGUUAUCAUCAGGAACAUGUUCCACCCAAAGGAUUUUGAGGAAGAUCCUUUAGUACUGAAUGAGAUCAGGGAAGACCUACGGACAGAAUGUGAAAAGUUUGGAGAAGUAAAGAAGGUUCUCUUAUUUGAUCGACACCCAGAUGGUGUGGCCUCUGUUUCAUUUAAAGAGCCAGAGGAAGCUGAUCUGUGCAUACAAGCUCUCAAUGGAAGGUGGUUUGGUGGUCGUCAGCUAAGUGCUGAAACAUGGGAUGGUACAACAGAUUAUCAGGUGGAGGAGACCUCAAGAGAAAGAGAGGAAAGGCUCAAGCUGUGGGGGUCAUUUUUAGGAGAGUCUGAUGCAGAAAAGCAGAAAAUUGCAGCUGCUUCAAAUUCUGCAGCUAGUGGUGUGAAACUGCCUGAAGAUCAGCCUUCAAAAGAUAAUGGCACAUCUAAAGGUGAUGUGAAUGAUGAAGCUCAUAAGAGAGAGAAUAAUGGUGAAGGCAUUAAUGAAGAUGGCACUCCAUCAACAGACAGCAGCCUUGCAGGCAGUGAUGAUGAAACAGAUACAUAACAUCUCUAAUAUUUUAUGAAAGCAUGCUUUUUAGGGUGAUGUUUGGAUUUCUCUUAUCCUGUGCUUCAGGGUGACUACAGACAGUGUUCAUGUGUUUAUAUGCAUAUUUGAUGUCAUCAGCUUGUGCUUUGAAAUUUUCAUUAAAAGCAGUAGUUAAUGAAGAUCUAAAAAAAGUUCAUAUUAAUUGGCUGCUGUCCAAGAGCACAGCAGAACUGACCAGGCUUCUUAUGUCAUAUAUUUGCUUGUCAGUGUUUAAAUUAUAUAAAUGUGAAGUGUAUGUGAACUCCAGAGUUUGAACAAUUACACAGAAUCUAAAACAUUUUAGUAAUAUACAAAGAUAUUAAAAUCAAUAUUAAUGUUUGCUUUAGUUCCUUACACUUUUGGAACUUGGUAUCUUCCUUUUGACAGUUUUACAGAACAGUUGUUGCAGUAAGGCCCAAUACAUUCACCCUGUACAUGCGUUGCCAUAUUAGGCAUUUUAAAUAGCAGAUCAUGGAGCAUGAAAUUGUCGUUCAGUCUACAAAACUGAAAAUUCUUGCCAUAGCCUACACUGAGCCACAGAUACGUGAGAAGAUAUUUUAAAAUCAGAAUGUUCAGUAUAGAAGGGUGUCGUCUCCUUCUUGAAUCUUCCAUUGAUGUAAACAAGUUGUGAGUAUUUUGAGGAGAUUAGACCUGUAAGCACUUCAACACUGGAACACUGUAAAUAAAACUGACCUAAUCUUCAGUUUAAAUUCGGAUGAUAGAAUGAGUAUUUCCAUGUGCUGAAAGCAUGUAAAAAUUAUACAUUGAACAUGUGGCUUUGGGGGUUCUUUUGCCUUAAAUCUAAGAAGUGCUUUUUCAGUCUUUGGUAGGGUGUGGAGUCAAUAUGUACCAUAUUCUUUUUGAGAUAGAUGCUUUUGGUUUAGUUCACAGCCUGAGGGGCCUCUUCCCCCAAAGACUUCAUAAAAUUUAAAAGGUUUUAACCUUUAAUCCCAAGGUUGUCACACAGUGUAUGAAUAUCAGGGAACAUGUUUUUCAAAAAUUGAAAAUGUUCAAAAAUCAAAAAAUAGUAGUUAAUUAUAUUUUCUUGUUUUCCUGUUUUCCUAGCCAUUAAAUUGACAAACAUUUUUGUUCAAUUAGGCAAAGAAUUUCAAAACAAUGUCUGAAGUUAGCCGCCUUAAUUAGAUGUGUAAAGUGGUCUGAAGUUCAAAAGUGAUUUCAAUGGAUCAGCUUGGAUGCUGAGCACUUUUGAACGUUACUUUAGGCACCCUGUUUAAAAAUGUUGGCCCUAGAUCCUGAGCAUAUCUGUUAAUAUUUGGAACUGGCUCUGGAUUAUUUGAAAAAAGUAGAGUGGGUUGUGAGAGAUUAUGGGUGUUAGUGCUCAUGUUUCCCAUUUGAAGCGCUCAAUUUUGAUAGAAGACCUUGGUUGUCUUUAAUUUAUACUGUACUUAUCUUUGAUUUUUUGAAUUUGUCUGGACAAUUACACUGUAGUAAAGUUUUUUUUGAUAAUCAGUGUGUUUAUGUAGGUUAUGGCAAUAAGUUUGUAUAAAUUAAUACUUGCCGUUGUGGUUACAUCUUAUUUCCUUAUGAGCAACCUAGAUAAGAGAAUAGUAGUUAUUAUCAGACUUGUAACCCCUGAUUGUAUUAAAUUGAUGGAUACUUUAAUUUAUUAUAAACUAGUGUGACAAUUUUUUAAUUUUUAAAUAAAAUACCCUUUGCGGAUUUUUAAAAGUUGAUUAUGCCAUUGAGAGGAAACCAUUUAAUUCUCACUAUCCCAGUAGAUUCUUUUCCCAUCUUUGAGCACAUCAUGAAUUAUAAACCUUAGCAAAAUAAGUGCUUCUGAUUUGUUUAGGGAUUCUAUAUUGGUUAGCUUAUAAUUAUGCAUAAUGUCAAAUUCAAAUUACUUCUAGCCCAUAUAGUUCUAAACCUAAAAUGUUUCCGCUGGUACAGUGUGUACUUAACCAUUGUCAUGACCACAAACAUGUGAAUGCUUAAAGCUUCUGUGUGUAACAUGCAGCUUAAUACCAUGGGCAUUGUUUUCAGUGCUUCUCUGUUCUAGCUCCCAAACUCUAGGCUUUGGAUCUGUCAAGCUAGCAUGCUGUUAGCUUUCUAGAGGGCCUAAUUAAUUAUAAAAAAUAUUCUGGGCAGUUCAACCUAGCAAUUAAAAAGGGAAUCGAAAUUGCUGUAGAGAAUGCUUGAGAAAUGAACGUUUUACAGUACUAUGCCUUAUCAGUUACUGUCAAAUCAGAUAAUUUGGCAUUGACUAUUUAACAGUAUGCUUAAAAACCCAUGUAAAACUAAGGAAUUGGUGUAUGUACAUUAACUUCCCCCUCAGUUGAUUUAAAAUUUGAUUGCCCUGCCCAGCUACUGAAAUUUAUUUAAUGAGAGGGGUAAGUUUUUAAAAUUCUCCUUAUUUCAGACUGGAAACAGCACCAACAAAAACUAAAAAACAAAACAAAACCACUUUACUGGCGUUUUGAAAUAAUUUCUAAGAAUAUAAAUUGUUUUCAUGACUGCCUGAAAUUCUGAACCAUUUGUUUCCGCUUCUAGCCAAACAGUCUAAAUUGAGACAUUAUAUUGAAGUUGGUACACCUCUCUUCACCUACCUUUUAUACUUGGACAGGAAAGUAGGGAAAAUAUUUUUUUAAAGCUAGCAGCUUAUUCAUGAACUAUACAAGAAUGGUGAUAAUGUAUAGAAAACAAAUAGUGAGACACAUGACCGUUUCCAGUGGGGUGUUUAUGUAAACAGUGGUUUUAAGUUAGAGUACUUUUUAUUAUAUACAGUAAUUAUGAAAGUUUUCAUAAUUCAUUAGCUUAUACGGGAAACUACAGUUUGCCAUAUGGUUAUAGAGAAUCAUGUGAUCACAAAAAUGAAUUUGAACCACAUGAUCAUGAAUCUAAUAUUUUAGUACAAUAAGUUAGUGGAUACUGUCGAAUUCUUAACUCUGAUCUGCAGACAAGCAGAACCUGUAAAUGUAUUAUUGUUCAAUGAUUUUUUUUACCUCUAGUAAGUGUUUUUAUGCCAAGUGAGUAUGUAGUAAUAAACUUCUAAAAUACAAUAUCUACCCCCAAAAUAGUUUGUUACAUGGUUACAAUCCAAAAGUAGCAGAAAACCUGAGUCUUGUCACAUGGCCUGAGACUCACAAAACUCUCACAUAACCAGUCCCACUGAAGAAGACUACACUUGUGAGUACAGUUUUAUAGGAUUGAGUCCAUGAUCCCCCCUCAAUUCAGUAAAGAUGGCAAGAUCAGGAUUCAAUAUGGGUUUCUUGUUUUCCUUAUGUUUCAUUCCAAAGUGCUGUCAAUAUACUGCUUUCUUUCAGACCCUACCUUAAACCUUAGCUUUUGAAAGCUGUUUUCCUAAUCUGAUUUGUGCUGUUUCUGCCUGAAUACCUUUAUGAAGUUGUUACAGUUAGCAGAGAAAACAGGUCUUGUCAGAAGUGAACGUUUCAAGAAGUUAUCCCCCCCUUUUUUAAAAAAUAUUAUAGUGUCUUAUGAAAAGGCCAACUGUUUCUGGUCUAGCAGUAAAUUGAAAUGAUUUGCCAGUAAUCAAUGUAGCUCUAAUUCAAAGAGCUGCUUUCUGAAGAUCCUGCUCGUAGAUUUAGAUAGUGGUAAAGCACUGAGUGUAUUUAAAAUAAUUUAAAUACAAAGGGGUGAAAUAUUAAAUAGUUUUCACUUAUAUAAAGUGUAGAUAAUAUUGCCAAGUUCUAACCUAUUCCUUAUUUUGUAUUGAAGGGCCAAAUUAUACUGAUUUGUCAUUUAAUAAUUGAAUAAUAGUAUAAUGAUUCAUAGAUGCUUAUGUGCAUAAGAGGUGGUAAUACUGUACUAAACCAAUUACCGGUAAGUACAAUGCAAAGAUUAGACUGGAAAGGGGAGGGGGAAGCCCCAAAGGAGCAGAUUUAAGUGUUUUUCACAUUUGCAUGUACAUGUCUGAAGAGAGGAGGUAUAGGGAUAGUUUAGUUUCAUUUUGCAUCAAAAUGUUUGUUGCUCCUGCUGACUUUCACUUUUAAAAUACAGCUGGAUAUACUCAACUCUUAACUGAAUUUCAAUCCUUAAUAUACGUUUUAUUUUGUUCAGGGAUUGCAAUUUGCUUAAAAUCAUUAAUGUAUUAAAUGCAGUGCAUUUUGACCUAAAAACUUGUCCCAGAUUUCAUUCACAAGGCUAAACUAUUUAAUUUUUUGGAAUAUUUAAUCCCAAUUCACUAAAGUGUACAGGUAUUAGGUGCUUCAUAAAACUACACUGACAUUUGAAUUCUACAGUGAAUUAGUAUCCACAUCUUAAACUCUAUAUUACAACCAGACUAAAUUCCUUCUAAGACAUCACACUGCUUUAGAUUUUUCAUUAGACUCAACAUCAGUUUUAUUUUUUUCUGAAAUUGAGAAAAUAUGCUGUAGUAUGACAAAUAAAUUAAAUUUUGUAUAUUAAGGAAGUCAUGUUAAAUUGAUGUGUGAGUGUGCUGGAUUGUGCAGGGCUUGAAGUUUUUGGUAUUAAGGUAUUCUGAAAGUGCAAUCAAAUGUAGUUAUAGAAAUACAAAAUGGCUUUCAUGGCUAGUGUUACAUUUUUUGCACUGACCCACAGUGUAAUACUACUAUAGUAAUAUUGUAAGAUUGUCUUUCAAUAAAUUAACUGAGUUGUUCUAAUUGGCUUUCCCUUAAAGCUAAAUUGAAUUUGCCAUUUAAAAUUCUCUCAUUCUGAAACGUAAAUUUUUUAAAUAUUCCUUCAUACUUAUAAUUUCUAGCCCUGUGACAGAAUCGAAGAAGCUCUUGAUUUGUCUUGAAUUUUUGUUUUUGUUUCUUAAAGGGGUUGUGUUCUAUACUACCUUUUUAAUAAACAAACUUAUAAACAA
Messenger RNA from Chelonia mydas (Green sea turtle), 6447 nucleotides. It is a transcript of the gene HTATSF1, whose product is annotated as HIV-1 Tat specific factor 1. The record is from RefSeq and is a predicted model, not a curated record. Gene Ontology annotation, biological process: mRNA splicing, via spliceosome. Lineage: Eukaryota; Metazoa; Chordata; Testudines; Cheloniidae. Gene Ontology annotation, cellular component: U2-type spliceosomal complex; U2 snRNP. Gene Ontology annotation, molecular function: RNA binding. The coding region runs from base 276 to 1622 and encodes 448 amino acids. The transcript has 9 exons.